This is a messenger RNA of Nerophis ophidion (straightnose pipefish), 4137 nucleotides long. Its product is annotated as gastrula zinc finger protein XlCGF28.1-like. The transcript is spliced from 4 exons. Gene Ontology annotation, molecular function: DNA-binding transcription factor activity, RNA polymerase II-specific; RNA polymerase II cis-regulatory region sequence-specific DNA binding. Gene Ontology annotation, biological process: regulation of cytokine production; negative regulation of transcription by RNA polymerase II; regulation of immune system process. The record is from RefSeq and is a predicted model, not a curated record. Bases 296 to 1888 code for a protein of 530 amino acids. Gene Ontology annotation, cellular component: nucleus. Lineage: Eukaryota; Metazoa; Chordata; Actinopteri; Syngnathiformes; Syngnathidae.
GUGAACCAAACACGGCGAGGAUAAAGCAAGAUGGCGUCACAGUUCAGUGUUCUGAAUCUGUGCCUCUAUGUACACAUAUAUGUCCUUUAUUAGACUCUAUUAAAUAGAGUACACAUCGUUAAUAACUGUUUGCACCCGGUUGUAUUAGUCUGAGUGCACUUUGAUGCAUCUCGAGCUAGCUUAGCUUGCUAGUUAGCUUAGCUUGUUAGCUGCUAACAAAGAGAGGCGGAAGUGAUCAAAACACAUCGCUAAGCAGAGAUCAAGUGUGAGUGUAACGUGUUGUGAUUGUGUGAAAAUGUGCGAAAGAACGAUAGCAAAGUACGAGGAGGAACUUUGUCCAACAAAAGAGGAGAAGAAGCCACGACAUCAAAAACAUCAAGUUGUGUUACACAGAACAGACAUCCGUCAGCUGAUUGAACACCAAGAAGAAGAGGAGGGAGAGUGUCCUGUAGGGCAGGAGGAAGCUGAUCUCUGCAAGUUUCCACUGACUGUUGUCUCUGUGAAGACUGAAGAGCAUGAAGACAAACCACCUGAGUCCUCACAGCUUCAUCACAGUCCAAACAUCCAGCAGCCCCCUCACAUUAAAGAGGAAGAGGAGGAUCCAAAGCCCCCCCACAUUAAAGAGGAAGAGGAGGAAGUGUGGAUCACUCAGGAGGAAGAGUGUCUUCUAGGGCAGGAGGAGGCUGAUCUCAGCAAGUUUCCACUGACUGUUGUCUUUGUGAAGACUGAAGAGCAUGAAGACAAACCACCUGAGUCCUCACAGCUUCAUCACAGUCCAAACGUCUGUGAAGAACAUCUUCACCCUGAGCAACAGAAGUGGAGAUUCAGGAUGCGUACAGAGGAGCCACAGCCCUCCCACAUUAAGAAGGAAGAGGAAUACCCACUGAUCCCCCAUUUCAAAAAGGAAGAUGAGGAACCACUGACACCCCAUUUUAAAGAGCAAGCGGUGGAUCCACUGAGCCCUCACAUUAAGGAGGAAGAGGAGGACCCACUGACACCCCAUUUUAAAGAGCAAGCGGUGGAUCCACUGAGCCCUCACAUUAAAGAGGAAGAGGAGGAACACAGCAUCAGUCAGCAGGGAGAGCAUCUUGAAGGACUGGAGGAGGUUGAUGUCACCAAGAUGCCAGUGACUGGUGUCCCUGUGAAGAGUGAAGAUGAUGAGGUCAAAGGUGAAAGUGAGGAGAGGGGAGGGGGGGAGCCUCCAAGCAGCAGCUCAACACAACACAUGACAACAGAAGCUGAUGGAGACCACUGUGGAGGAUCACACGCAGACAAGCUCUUAGCUCCACUAUCAGAUAGUGAGGACACAACGUCACACUCUCCUGACACUGAUGAUGAAGACUCUAAAGAUGAUAAGACAUGUCACACUGACAACACUCACUUCACAUGUUCUCUCUGUGACAAAACUUUUAAAUAUCCUAGUAAAUUGAAAAGACACAUGAGAACACACACUGGAGAAAAACCUUUUUCAUGUUCAAUCUGCGGUAACAAUUUUACUCAUAGGCACGAUUUGAAAAUACACAUGAGAAUACACACUGGAGAAAAACCUUUUUCAUGUUCAAUCUGUGGUAAAGAUUUUACUCAUAGGCACAAUUUGAAAAUACACAUGAGAAUACACACUGGAGAAAAACCUUUCUCCUGCUCAGAAUGUGGUAAAGCUUUUCAACGAAGAAACACUUUGAAAGUACACAUGAGAGCACACACUGGAGAAAAACAUUUUUCUUGUUCAAUCUGCGGUAAAAUUUUUGUAAGAAGUCAGUGUUUAAAAGUACACAUGAGAACACACACUGGAGUAAAAACGUUUUCUUGCUCAGAAUGUGGUAAAGCUUUUGUACGAAGAAGCACUUUGAAAGUACACAUGAGAACACACACUGGAGAAAAACCUUAAAGGGGAACAUUAUCACAAUUUCAGAAUGGUUAAAACCAAUAAAAAUCAGUUCCCAGUGGCUUAUUUUAUUUUUUGAACUUUUUUAAAACAUUUUACACAUCAUGGAAUAUCCCGAAAAAAGGCUUUAAAGUGCCUGAUUUUCGCUAUCUGUAAGUCCACCGUCCAUUUUCCUGUGAAGUCAUCUAGCGAUGCCAAUACAAACAACAUGGCGGAAUAGCACAGCAAGAUAUAGUGACAUUAGCUCGGAUUCAGACUCGGAUUUCAGCAGCUUAAGCGAUUCAACACAUUACGCAUGUAUUGAAAUGGAUUGUUGGAGUGUGGAGGCAGAUAGUGAAAACAAAAUUGAAGAAGAAACUGAAGCUAUUGAGCGAAUAGCUAUUGAACCUAUUCGGCGAUCGCCUUCUAACCAACGAUUGCAUCUUUUGACCACUGGAGCAACUUAAAUCCGUCGCUUGGUAAGUGUUUGUUUGGCAUUAAAUGUGGGUGGAGGGAAAGGCCGGAUGCAAAUAUAGCUACAAAUGUACAUACAGCUAGCCUAAAUAGCAUGUUAGCAUCGAUUAGCUUGCAGUCAUGCCGUGAACAAAUAUGUCUGAUUAGCACAUAAUUCAAUAACAUCAACAAAACUCACAUUUGUGAUUUCGUUGACUAUCGUUGGAAAUGCAUCUGCUUUGAGUGUCGCAGGAUAUCCACAUGUUUCUCCGUGCCAUGUCUGUCGUAGCAUCGCGGUACAUACAGCUAGCCUAAAUAUCAUGUUAGCAUCGAUUAGCAUGCCGUGCUAAUCGAUGCACACUCUACAUAAAUCAACUUGAAUCCGUCCCUGAUCGUGUUGUUACACCUUCCGACAACACACCGACGCGGCAUGAUGUCUCCAAGGUACGGAAAACAGUCGAAAAAAUGGAAAAUAACACCUGAUUUCACUCUGUUUUUGUAAUGUGUUUGAGAAAAUGGCGGAUUGAUUACCUAUGUGACGUCACGUUGUGACGUCAUCUCUGCGAGAGCGAAUAAUAGGAAAGGCGUUUAAUUCGCCAAAUUCACCCAUUUAGAGUUUGGAAAUAGGUUAAAAAAAUAUAUGGUCUUUUUUCUGCAACAUCAAGGUAUAUAUUGACGCUUACAAAGGUCUGGUGAUGAUGUUCCCCUUUAAACAAGUUCAGUAUGUUGUAAAACUUUCAUACAAAGUCCAUAUUUUGAAAAGACAUGAGAACACACACUGGUUAGAAAGUGUAGAGUUGUGUGGUGAAAGAUUCUCUUCUAAGUACCAGUGUAAGAAACACAAGUGUGCUGGUGAGAACAGCAGCAGCAAAUGAAACUGCAGGAUUUGAAAUAAACUGUCAAAACUUUAACUUUGACUUUCUAACAACAUCGGCACAAAGAUUCUAACAUUUAUAGAUGAGAUAUUUUAGAUUAUUGCUUUUUUUCAGUCAAGUACAUGUUUUAAUAUACGACAUUGUCUACUUUUAUUUAAAAGUGAACACAACACAUUGACUGUAAAGGUGGGAAUAAACAGGAAAAAACAUGUUGCAAAUUAUUUUUAUGUGUAAAGAGAUAUUCGGAAAUCAUUUUUAAUUAUUUAUGAUGUUAUGGAUGAACUCCUUUAUAUGAUGUACAUAUGUGUUUUACAUUUGUUCAUACCUUUGCUUUUGAGUACACAUAAAUCCCUCUUAGUUCAUAUUUACUGGUUCACAUCUGAAACAUCUUCUGGACCACUUCUGGAAGCAUAUUAUUUUUUACUUUGUACAUCAUUUGAGCAGUUGUAUUUUGUACAAGAUCAUUUACUUUUAAAAUGUGUGACUUUAUGAAUAAUUUGCUGGGUCUCAAUAAUCCAUUCCUUUAAUUACUUUUAUUACUCUUUUGUAAUGUGAAUUUUGUUUUAUAUGUACGUGCCCUUUAUGCAAUAUGUAGAUUAGAGAAAAUGGCAACAUAUGUGGAAGGUUAUGAAGGAUAAUUUUGUUUUUAAUAAUAUACAUUUUUUAUUAAAAAACUACACAUGACAAUUGUUUUUUGAAGUUGUUCAUGUUUGUUUCCCUCUUUUAGAAUCCCUCAAACAUUAUCAAUUACAGAAAACUUGGGAACGUUUUGAAUGUUAAGGAAAAGUCAAUAAUGUACGUCCAUCCAUUUUUUUCUACCACUUGUCCCUUUCAUUUUAUAUGUACAGCCUUUAAUCACAAACUUGUCCGCCAAAGGGUGUUGCGUUUUGGAGAAACUCCUGUCAGAGUGCUGUUAAACACAAUAAAGAGGAACCCAAUAAUGUG